AUGUUACCAUCGUCACCAUCGAUGCCACCUCGUGGCUUUCACCUAUCCAUGAUACCUGGGAUCGUACUUAUUCUCAGUAUGUUGCUUGUUGUGAUGGUAGUGGUUUAUUUAAGGAUAUGUGAAGGAAUGCGUCAUCAUGUUCGCCGGGGCACCAACGGAGACAUCAACCAUGAUAUCGAAAGAAGAUUUCUGAGCCAGCCAUUUCAGCAACAGCCAGACGAAACUUCAAGAUCGAUGACGAUCCGGUACGAGAAUGGUGAGCGGCGUUGCACCGAUUGCGCUAUUUGCUUGGAAGAGUUCAAAGAUGGGGAUUCUUGUAAGGCUCUUUCGAAGUGUAAACAUCUGUACCAUCGAUCAUGCAUAGAUCAAUGGUUGCUUCAGCAUAGAUCUUGUCCUCUUUGUCGUGGUUCAGGCCACGGUUUUAGGCCGGCACCAAAUUCAACCACCAAUUAG
Messenger RNA from Hibiscus syriacus, 453 nucleotides. Its product is annotated as E3 ubiquitin-protein ligase RING1-like. The record is from RefSeq and is a predicted model, not a curated record. The transcript has a single exon. The coding region runs from base 1 to 453 and encodes 150 amino acids. NCBI's taxonomy places the organism in Eukaryota, Viridiplantae, Streptophyta, Magnoliopsida, Malvales, Malvaceae.